AUGAGGCUACCACGAAAAAUACAACUCCGAAUCGUUGAGCUAGCAAUCCCACAGAAGGUUACACCACGCCUACUAAAUCGACCUAAAGACAGACGAAGAUAUUCAAGAGUACAGUCGACAUGGGAAGAUUCAGUCCUGGCACUCAAGUUGUCAUCCCGAAUGAUGCACAAGUUAGCCGUCGCUGAGCAAAACGUCCAGGGAGUUGUCGACCAGCGUGUUACAUUACGAAUGAACCUGGACAUUGACACACUGCGAGUAUUCGACAUGAGUCUCCCAGACUUUCUCACUGCCAAUGGUGUAUCUGCGCUUCCCGUACGAAAGCUGCUCUCGAUUUCGAAGAUAUCCGCCGAGGAUUGUGGCACUUUACAUGAUCCUAUGUGGCGUUGCAAAAUCCCUAUUGGCAAAGCCCUGGAUCUUGAGAAGCUCCCAAAGCUCGAUGAAUUCUCUGUCAUAUUACCCAGUGUUCCUGAGAGUUGGAUGAUAGAGGAUCUUCCCCGUGUCAAAGCUCAGACUGACGUCUCAGGUGCAGCUCAUACUGGCAUCAAAUGGCAAUUCAACACUGGUCUGUAUCCAGUACCCCGCUGGGAAGGACAACUCCAUGACAGCCACUUCAACGGCUCAGAGAUACCAUCCAUACAUCCGAAUGCUCCUAUUCCCGACGAAGCCAUACCAUAUGUGGGUAAAUGGGGAUAUGAGCGCAGUCCUGGGGCCGUUGGAGGCUAUUGGGCCAGCUUCCAGUACUUCGAAAAGACCAGGGAUGUAUACUUGGCCCAUCUUUCAUGGAAGGAAGUUGAGUCUCUAGUUAAGGGUCCCUUUGGAAAAAAUGGACGCGAAGCCAUUUACGAAGACCAUACGCCGAGGUUUGUGGCAAAGCUCCAAAUUAUCCGGCAGGGAACCAUUCCCCCCCCCCCCUACUGGAUGGAUCAAAGUGGAGCAAUUACGCCGAGAUGA
Messenger RNA from Fusarium mangiferae, 951 nucleotides. RefSeq lists its product as uncharacterized. The record is from RefSeq and is a predicted model, not a curated record. NCBI's taxonomy places the organism in Eukaryota, Fungi, Ascomycota, Sordariomycetes, Hypocreales, Nectriaceae. The transcript has a single exon. Bases 1 to 951 code for a protein of 316 amino acids.